This is a messenger RNA of Dermacentor silvarum, 1238 nucleotides long. Its product is annotated as ribosome production factor 1. The transcript has 9 exons. The record is from RefSeq and is a predicted model, not a curated record. Gene Ontology annotation, biological process: maturation of LSU-rRNA; maturation of 5.8S rRNA. Gene Ontology annotation, cellular component: preribosome, large subunit precursor; nucleolus. The coding region runs from base 35 to 967 and encodes 310 amino acids. Lineage: Eukaryota; Metazoa; Arthropoda; Arachnida; Ixodida; Ixodidae. Gene Ontology annotation, molecular function: rRNA primary transcript binding.
UUGACAACAUUGGUCAGAGUGUGAGGAAAGCAACAUGGAGGUUGAAAACGUCGAAGAAGCUCCUGUACACAAACGAAACAUCUCGCAGAUAAAAAACAAGAAGAGGAGGCUCGAGGAAUACCUGAAGCUCAAGCGAGCCAAGCAGAAGCUCAAGCGCCAAGCGCAGAAAAAACGUCGAAAGGAAGCUGAAGCCCUUGGUGAAAAUGCACCUCCAAAGCAGACGCCGCGUACCAUCGAAAACACCAGGGAACCGGAUGACACCAUGGUACAGGCAGAUGAUGAAGAGGUCCAACUGGAUGAAGCGAUGGACGAAAUGGCCACCUACUUCCGGAAGGAAUAUGUCCCUAAGCUGCUCAUCACCACGAGUGACAACCCACACACACGAACCAUCAAGUUCUGCCGUGAACUCAAGCAGAGCAUACCCUACGCCGAUUUCCGGUGGCGCAACCGUUCGCGAAUCAAGAAGACAGUCGAGCACGCCAUUGAGCGCGGGUACUCAGACAUUGCCGUGAUCAAUGAAGACCGCAGGCACCCCAAUGGACUCCUCUUGACACACUUACCAGAUGGGCCAACUGCAUACUUCAGGAUAAGCAAUGUGAAGUUCUGCAAGGACAUCAAGGGUCGUGCUGCGUACAGUGCGCACCGUCCGGAAGUGAUCCUGAAUAACUUCAACACAAGGCUGGGCCAUUCUGUGGCACGCAUGUUGGCAUCACUGUUCCAUUAUGACCCCGAGUUCCAAGGGCGCCGGGUCGUCACCUUCCACAACCAGAGAGACUACAUCUUCUUCCGGCACCACAGGUACGAGUUCAGGAACGCUGAGAAAGUAAGCAUCCAGGAGAUUGGACCCCGGUUCACGUUGCGGCUCAAGAGCCUCCAGAAGGGGACCUUCGACUCCAAGUUUGGAGAGUACGAGUGGGUGCUCAAGAGACACGAAAUGGAGACUAGCCGGAGAAGAUUUUUCCUCUAAUGAAGACUGCCACAAAUGCAAAUGUUGUCAUCAAUGUUGUCUUCAGGACAGGGCCAAUUUCCAAGUCCCCUCUAAUGAUUGGUCCCUUACAGUCCACAUAAGUCAUAUCUGUGACCUGCUGAUUCACAAGAAGAACAUGACUUAUGAUGUCUUGGUGCCACUGAAGGAACCAUUGUGUUAUGAACAUUGUUCUCCCAGAGGUGCUGACUGAUGAUGCCACCUCCUGUAUUUCACACUGAGUGCAGAAUAGCAAAGUUGUUCUGAAGGGUCA